Messenger RNA from Athene cunicularia (burrowing owl), 806 nucleotides. RefSeq names its product Rab interacting lysosomal protein like 2 (gene RILPL2). The record is from RefSeq and is a predicted model, not a curated record. The transcript has 4 exons. The annotation marks the transcript as partial. Gene Ontology annotation, molecular function: protein dimerization activity. NCBI's taxonomy places the organism in Eukaryota, Metazoa, Chordata, Aves, Strigiformes, Strigidae.
GAUGUCUAUGACAUCUCCUCCGUGGUGGGCCGCGACCUGCUGCAGCUCAGCGCCGGCCCACGGGUACCCGCCGCCCUGGCCCGGCUGCAGUUCAGGAUCGUGAGGGUGCUGGAGAUGCUGGAAGCGCUGGUGAGCGAGAGCAGCCUCGUGGAGGAGCAGCUGAGGAUGGAGCGGGACAGCCUGCGGCGGGAGGUGGAGGAGCUGCGGGCUCAGGGGGCCCGAGGGGGCGCCCAGCAGCUCAGCCUUGGACCAGAUAAAAUGGUAAUAGACCUCACAGAUCCCAGUCGCCCCCGGUUCACAUUACAGGAGCUGCGAGAUGUAUUGCAAGAGCGUAACCAGCUGAAAGCUCAGCUUCUUGUGGUGCAAGAGGAGCUACAGUGCUAUAAGAGUGGGAUCAUCUCACAGAGAAGGGACCAAACUGAAGAACUGGAAAAAGAAGCCAGAGGCAGCAGCCCUGGCACCAGCAAGGACAGCGAAGAGAAGACAAUCAUCAAACGGCUGUUCUCUUUUAAGCAUGGAAAAUGAGCAUCCUUGGGAGCUGAACCACUCCAGACAUGGCCCUGAGGAGUCUCUCAGGUGGUAGGGGACUCGCUGAUGGAAGAAAAAGCAUCACUUCUACUGUAGAGAAUAAGCAAUCUCAUAAAAAAAGUGUGUUGUAUAAUAUUCUUUCAGAAUAGAUUUUAUUUUGCUUUUUAGAAACUGUUUCAGACACUUUGUAUUUCUUAGAUUCCUGCCACAUUACCCACAUGUAGAAAAUAAAUAUUUUAUACAGAGGUGGGUUUUACUCUUAUUAAAAGAGCCUGUGA